This is a messenger RNA of Cercospora beticola, 1374 nucleotides long. Lineage: Eukaryota; Fungi; Ascomycota; Dothideomycetes; Mycosphaerellales; Mycosphaerellaceae. The record is from RefSeq and is a predicted model, not a curated record.
AUGUUCGCCGCCGCAGUCUCUGCACAGAUUCCUGCGCUGCCGUCGUGCGUUCCGCCACCAUCCCGGCCACGCCGCGUGCCAAGCUUCCAGCCCAUCAACACGCUGCUUCCAUCAGCACCGGACCAUCUGCGCGUCUGAGGUACAGUACCACUCUUCAGCUGUACCCUUCGCCGCCCGUGUGCAACACACGUCGACCCAUCUCCUAGGCGCGAGCAGGCGCCAGAAAGCGCUUGCAUCCAGCCCAGCAUGCCGCGCACCGCAUCGAUCGACCCAUUGCCACUUCCAUACAAGCUCUUCUUUCUCUGGAUAGAACCUGUGUCCACCAUUGUCGGCGCAUACUUCGCCCACUUUCAGCAGGAGUACUACAUGCACGCCACCGUGCCCGAUGCUGGGGCGAUUUCGAUUCGCGAGUCCGUUGUCCUGUCCCAGCUCGCCAACCUGUACUUUGCCUUCACCUUAAACGAAGCUUUGGUUCUCCGCGCUACGAGAUCUCGCAAGGUCUGGAAUACCCUUCUGCUUGGCCUCCUCAUUGCCGACUUUGGUCACAUCUACGCCUGCAAAGCUGCUGGAUUCGAGCUCUACUACAGCAUCUGGAAGUGGAAUGCUAUGUGGUUCGGGAACCUUGGUUUUGUUUAUAUCGGCGCAACUUUACGAACAUGUUUUCUGCUUGGAAUCGGCCUUCCGAGCUAACUGCGAUAAUGCGGACGCGUGAGCAGUCAACUCAGCGCGGCAUGAGAUUGAGGACAUGCAUGUACAAACAACAUUCGGAUGCCGAACUCCUACCGAAUUGUAACCGUGGCCCGUACUCGCGACACCACUGUACCAGGACAAUCUAUACGUUCGUCACUUGACCGCGUUACGAGUGUCGCGAGCUUCUGGGCUCACGCCAAGCCAUUCAACCCUAGGGCAUCUGGGUACAAUGUUCCAGAGCUACCUUCAGCCAAACAUCAGACCUAGAGUACCACAGUUCCCGAGUUCUCGACGCUUGAGACGUACGACUAGUUGCCGUAACCAAUAAAAAGUCGAACACUUCAGCUGAACAAUUCAGGAAUGCUUGGUUCGAUCAGAUCACCCUCAAACCAUUGGGGCCCAAGCUGUAGAUUUACCUCUCACGCAAAACACGUGAAGCUCCGCCCAUGCUUUCGUCGACGCCAAUCUCCGUGCGGGCUCUGUUAGAUUCGAAAGGCGGCAAUGCGGCAAGAGCGGAUUGUAAAUCGCGUCCAACGUCGAUUGCUCAACGAUCUGAUCAGCUUCUGUCGAAACACUUCUCACUCAUUGUAUAUUGCAGUAACAACGUGCUGUGUUCCGCGAGACGCAAAUGUGGCAUGGGAUCCCAUGAGCCAAGGAAGGACGAGCGUCGACGUCGACUUUGCG